AUGAAGAACUGGAAAAGGGGUGAUAUCAAAAGGCUUGUUGGAAUGUAUCAUGAGGGUGAAAACUACUCUACGAUAGUUAACUGUCUUGAAAGUGUGGGGAAGACUGCUGAUACUAUGGAUGAAAUUAAAAUGCCACUUUUGAAGAUUGUUGCUGUUAGAAUUUGUAGUGAGCGUGGUAUUGAAACAGGUAUUGCUGAUGCUAGGGAAAAGUAUGUCGUUCUACGUGCGGAGGAUGUACUCUAUGGAAAAAUAUAUCCUAAACUCGGCUGGGAGCCUGUUGGAUGUGAAUACUACAGGGAAUGGUUGGUGAGGAAGUGUAAGGAAAGAAAUGAACUUAAUAAACUGAACCUGGAUGAAAAAAUUGCUGAUGCUAGAAUUAAGGUUGACCACUCGGGUGGUGUGUCUGAUAAAGUGCGGGAAGAGUAUGGGUAUAUCUAUGGAAGCUCUUGCAGAAACUGCGGUAACCGUUUCAUAUCAGGGUCUAAUGAGAUACGCGACCGUUGUAAACGGAGAAUAUGUGGUGGUUGCUCUAAAGUUACUACCCCAAAGUUGGGAUGUGUGAGGUCACAUUCAAGGGGACAAGCCUGUGAUUUCCGUGGUAGGUAUAAGGGUUACGACUGCUUUACGAGUGGACCAGCGACGGGGUACGGUGGGGGCUGA
Molecule: messenger RNA, 660 nt
Organism: Paramuricea clavata
Lineage: Eukaryota; Metazoa; Cnidaria; Anthozoa; Malacalcyonacea; Plexauridae
Source: the annotation of a GenBank genome assembly